AUGGCGAUCGAGCUUUGCGGCAUAUCAUUGACAGCAGACGCCAUUAAAACGAAGUUCUUGGACAUGGAAGAAAGCGGAAAUGGUGGCGACAACAGAGCCUUCAAUUCCAGUGACAUUUUGUUAUCAUCUGAAAGUGCUGGAAAGGAUGUGAAAAUGAUUAAAAAUAACCUCUCUGGUGAUAACAGUGAGAGGCAACCUGGUAUUUCGGAACCAAUGGACAUUAAUGCAAUACAAAAUAAGUUUAAAAAGCGUUUCUUUUAUCGAUGUGGUGACGACUCACAUGCUGCGGAAUGA
Molecule: messenger RNA, 294 nt
Organism: Leptosia nina
Lineage: Eukaryota; Metazoa; Arthropoda; Insecta; Lepidoptera; Pieridae
Source: the annotation of a GenBank genome assembly